Bufo bufo (common toad) is the source of this 669-nucleotide messenger RNA. RefSeq names its product LHFPL tetraspan subfamily member 4 (gene LHFPL4). Lineage: Eukaryota; Metazoa; Chordata; Amphibia; Anura; Bufonidae. The transcript is spliced from 3 exons. Bases 13 to 669 code for a protein of 218 amino acids. The record is from RefSeq and is a predicted model, not a curated record. Gene Ontology annotation, cellular component: inhibitory synapse; plasma membrane; postsynaptic membrane. Gene Ontology annotation, biological process: sensory perception of sound; gamma-aminobutyric acid receptor clustering. Gene Ontology annotation, molecular function: GABA receptor binding.
GCUUGUGCCAAGAUGCUCCCUUCCCAAGAAGCCUCUAAGCUCUACCAUGACAAUUACAUGAGGAACUCCAGAGCCAUAGGCGUCCUAUGGGCCAUUUUCACCAUCUGCUUUGCCAUCAUCAACGUGGUGGUCUUCAUCCAGCCCUACUGGAUAGGGGACAGUGUCAACACACCUAAGCCCGGCUACUUUGGGCUUUUCCACUACUGUGUAGGCAAUGGAGCAGGCAACAGAGAGUUCACCUGCCGGGGAUCCUUCACAGAUUUCAGCACCAUUCCUUCAGGAGCCUUCAAGGCGGCUGCGUUUUUUGUGCUGCUGUCCAUGGUGCUGAUUCUGGGCUGCAUCACCUGCUUUGCCCUCUUCUUCUUCUGCAACACAGCCACGGUGUACAAGAUCUGCGCCUGGAUGCAGCUGUUUGCAGCCGUGUGCCUGGUGCUCGCCUGCAUGAUAUUCCCAGAUGGAUGGGAUGCAGAGACAAUCAGGGACAUGUGCGGGGACAAGACUGGGAAGUACUCCCUGGGAGACUGCUCCGUGCGCUGGGCCUACAUAUUGGCAAUUAUUGGGAUCCUGAAUGCCCUUAUUCUCUCCUUCCUGGCCUUCGUAUUGGGUAACAGACAGAACGACUUGCUUCUUGAGGAGCUUAAAUCAGACAACAAAGAUGACAUGAAGUAA